This is a messenger RNA of Maudiozyma barnettii, 657 nucleotides long. RefSeq names its product TRAMP complex RNA-binding subunit (gene AIR2). The record is from RefSeq and is a predicted model, not a curated record. The coding region runs from base 1 to 657 and encodes 218 amino acids. The transcript has a single exon. Lineage: Eukaryota; Fungi; Ascomycota; Saccharomycetes; Saccharomycetales; Saccharomycetaceae. Gene Ontology annotation, molecular function: nucleic acid binding; zinc ion binding.
AUGGCUAAGUUAGAAAAAGUGAGAAGUAAAGAUAGAAGGAAAGUGAUACGAAUAAAUAAAAAGUCCAAUAAAAAACAUUUCAAGUGUAAAAUUUGCCAGAACAAUGAACAUCGAACUAAAAACUGUCCCAGGACUUUGUGCGAACACUGUGGACAAAUGAAAGCUCAUCACUCUAAUAUCGGAAGUAACUCUUUGUGUUCUAACCUUACAGUAUCGACGAAAAGACAAGAAAUAGAUAUAGAUGAAAGUGAAUUUUGCACUACUUGCCAAAGUUAUGGACAUGUCAUUGACAGAUGCCCGUCUAUAUGGAGAGCAUAUGUGACAAGACCGGUACCAUCAGAAAACCCUUCCAUAUCAACGAUACCAAUGCAUACGUUAUUUUGUUAUAAUUGUGGUGAAAAAGGACAUUAUGGUGAUGAUUGUCAUAUAGAUAAGCAUACAGAGAAAAUGAAAUAUCAAAAAAGUGCAUUUUCAGGUAAGAAUCUGCCUAGUGUGUUGGAACCCAUAUAUUACAAUAAUCUAAAUUCCAUAGAUAAUAAUGUACAAUCAAGUCUAAUUUCAAAACAAACACAUAAAAAGGUUGGUCAUUUCUUCCCACCGCCCUAUAAAAAUUUACGUGAGCCAGAGUUUAGUGAAGAAUUUCAAUUACUUGGUUAA